UCGGCUCAAGUCCGCAGUGUUUCUGGAGCGAAUGUCUGCUGAAUGUCCACUAUAUCCAAUUAACUUUACUUCAGUUCAUCUUUGAUCGUUUUCAAAAUUCCUCCCAUCACAAAUUCACCAAAGGGAACCUGAAUGCAGCACGCGCUUGAUUGACGGAACGGGACAACAUGGCAGCCGCUUCGGGCCGCUACUACGGAGACGGCGGCCGAGCAUCGAAAAGACAGAAAACUGAGGACGGAGGAAUGACAACGGAGAGCUACGAUGACCCGCACAAGCCGCUGCCCUCCCCGGUGGUGCACAUCAGGGGGUUGGUGGACGGAGUCAUGGAGGCUGACCUGGUGGAUGCCCUGCAGGAGUUUGGUGCAAUAAGUUAUGUGGUCAUGAUGCCUAAAAAGCGGCAGGCCCUGGUGGAGUACGAGGACGUGAACGCGUCCUGCAACGCCGUGACGUUUGCUGCAGAAAACCAGGUCUACAUCGCCGGCCACCCCGCCUUCAUCAACUACUCCACCUCCCAGAAGAUCUCCCGGCCUGGAGACUCGGACGACACGCGGAGCGUCAACAAUGUUCUGCUGCUCACCAUCCUGAACCCCAUCUAUCCCAUCACCACGGAUGUUCUCUACACCAUCUGUAACAACUGUGGUCCCGUCCAGAGGAUCGUUAUCUUCAGAAAGAAUGGCGUUCAGGCCAUGGUGGAGUUUGACUCGGUCCAGAGUGCCCAGAGGGCUAAAGCCUCUCUCAACGGAGCAGACAUCUACUCUGGCUGCUGCACUCUGAAGAUUGAAUAUGCCAAGCCAACACGCCUUAACGUCUUCAAGAACGAUCAGGACACAUGGGACUACACAAACCCCAACCUGAGCAGCCAAGAUGCUGAUGGGGAAGGCAAUUGGAACAAUUCACAAGAUCCCAACGCCAAUCCCAACAAACGGCAGAGGCAGCCCGCCCUGCUGGGUGACCAUCCCCCCGACUACGGUGGCCCCCAGGGCAGCUACCAUGCCUACAAUGAUGAUGCCUAUGGCCCCCCACCUCCCCAUCGCCUGAACUCAAGUAUGGGCGGCCGGGGGCGGGGCGGCCAACGAUACGGUGCAGGAUACGGGCCCCCCCCUCCUGACUACGGUCCUCAUGCAGACUCUCCUGUUCUUAUGGUGUACGGCCUGGAGCCCUCAAAGAUCAAUGCUGACAAAGUGUUCAACAUCUUCUGUCUCUAUGGCAACGUGGAGAGGGUCAAGUUCAUGAAGAGUAAACCUGGAGCGGCAAUGGUGGAGAUGGGAGACUGUUACUCCGUGGACAGAGCCAUCACUCACCUCAACAACAACUUCCUCUUUGGACAGAAACUUAAUGUUUGUGUGUCUAAACAGCAGGCCAUUGUCCCGGGACAGUCUUAUCAGUUGGAAGACAACACCAGCAGCUUCAAAGACUUCCAUGGAUCACGCAACAACCGCUUCACCUCCCCUGAGCAGGCGGCUAAAAACCGCAUCCAACACCCCAGCAACGUUCUGCACUUCUUUAACGCCCAGCCUGACAUCUCUGAAGAAACCUUCAGCCAGAUCUGUGAAGAACUGGGAAUAAAGAGUCCUGCAAGCGUGAAGCUUUUCACUGGAAAGAGUGAGCGCAGUUCCUCCGGCCUGCUGGAGUGGGAGUCCAUCAAUGACGCCAUGGAGGCACUCGCUAUGAUCAACCAUUAUCAGAUGAAAAACCCCAGUGGCCCAUACCCCUACACACUGAAGCUGUGUUUUUCAACCACACACCAAACAAAUUAACACCCCCCCCCCUUCCCCCCGUUUUGUACUGUUUGGUGUUUUUGCAUAGGCUCUACCACAAUCCUGCUGUCACACUUUUGAAUUGAUGCCAACUAAAAUAAGACUAAAUGUGCUUUAGAAAAUGUUAAUUAAAUGAUGUGUUUUUUUAAUAUAGACACCCCCCCCCCUCCGUUUGUUGAUUUUGUUUUUGUUGUCAGUUUUGUAUGUUCACUGCAGCAUCUUGGUUCACUUCAUCUUUGUAUUUGGUUUUUAAAUAAAUUGAUAACAAUA
Molecule: messenger RNA, 2027 nt
Organism: Oryzias latipes (Japanese medaka)
Lineage: Eukaryota; Metazoa; Chordata; Actinopteri; Beloniformes; Adrianichthyidae
Gene: hnrnpl
Product: heterogeneous nuclear ribonucleoprotein L
Biological process (GO): mRNA processing
Cellular component (GO): nucleus
Molecular function (GO): RNA binding
Source: RefSeq, a predicted model, not a curated record